Molecule: messenger RNA, 3031 nt
Organism: Sphaerodactylus townsendi
Lineage: Eukaryota; Metazoa; Chordata; Lepidosauria; Squamata; Sphaerodactylidae
Gene: PI4K2A
Product: phosphatidylinositol 4-kinase type 2 alpha
Exons: 9
Coding region: 120-1571 (483 amino acids)
Biological process (GO): phosphatidylinositol phosphate biosynthetic process; Golgi organization; endosome organization
Cellular component (GO): plasma membrane; lysosomal membrane; endosome
Molecular function (GO): 1-phosphatidylinositol 4-kinase activity
Source: RefSeq, a predicted model, not a curated record
ACGGUGGUGGCCGCGGGGCCGGUGUCAGGUGAUCCGAGCUGGAGCAGCGCUGAGCUGGAGAGUGCGGGCCCGUGUCUGUGCACCAGAGGCCGGCAUACAUCGGUGUCCUGGCUCGGUCCAUGGACGAGACGAGUCCCUUGGUGUCUCCCGAGCGUGGCCCGGCUCCGGGAUAUGGGCUGCCGGGGGGCGCCGUGCGCUCCCCUUCCUCCUCCGCCGCCCCCAGCAUUCCCUCCGGACCUUGCCCCUGUCCGUCGCCGCCGAGCUCUCCCGCAGGCGGCCGCGACCGGGAGCGCCAGCCCUUGCUGGACCGCGGCGUGGGUGCAGAGCGCGGGGCGCGAGGGCCUUCAGGGGCGGGCGGGGUGGCCCAUGCUCAGGCUCCAGCUGGGUCCGGGUCAGGGACUGCAGUGGCUCGCGGGGAGCGAGAGCCACGCAACGAGUUCCCAGAUGACCCGGAAUUCGCCGAGGUGGUGCGGCUGGCAGAGUUGGCAAGUGAGCGCGGCAUCUACCCCGAGCGCAUCUCCCAAGGCUCCAGUGGCAGCUAUUUCGUCAAGGACCCACAAGGGAAAAUUAUUGGUGUGUUUAAACCCAAGAAUGAAGAGCCUUAUGGGCAGCUGAACCCAAAGUGGACCAAGUGGCUGCAGAAACUGUGCUGUCCUUGCUGUUUUGGGAGGGACUGCCUAGUCCUCAACCAGGGGUAUCUGUCUGAGGCUGGUGCUAGCCUUGUUGACCAGAAACUGGAACUGAACAUUGUUCCGCGCACAAGGGUGGUAUACUUGGCCAGUGAAACAUUCAACUAUAGCGCCAUUGAUCGUGUGAAGUCCCGGGGCAAACGUCUGGCUCUGGAGAAAGUGCCAAAAGUUGGACAGAGGUUUCACCGAAUUGGCCUUCCUCCAAAGGUGGGCUCUUUCCAGCUGUUUGUGGAGGGCUACAAAGAUGCAGAUUACUGGCUGCGGCGCUUUGAGGCUGAGCCACUUCCAGAGAAUACUAACCGCCAACUGCUGCUGCAAUUUGAGAGGCUGGUGGUGCUGGACUAUAUAAUUCGCAAUACUGACCGGGGUAAUGACAACUGGCUGAUCAAGUAUGAUUGCCCACUGGAUAGCACAAGCAUGCGGCAGGACUCAGAAUGGGUAGUGGUGAAGGAGCCAAUCAUUAAACUGGCUGCCAUUGACAAUGGCCUGGCUUUUCCCCUCAAGCAUCCAGACUCUUGGCGAGCCUAUCCUUUUUAUUGGGCAUGGCUGCCGCAGGCCAAGAUGGCCUUCUCACAGGAGAUCAAGGACUUGAUCCUGCCAAAGAUUUCUGACCCUAAUUUUGUUAAAGAUCUAGAAGAAGAUCUAUAUGAGCUUUUCAAGAAGGAUCCUGGUUUUGACAGGGGCCAGUUUCACAAGCAGAUUGCUGUCAUGCGUGGCCAGAUCCUGAACUUGACGCAGGCCUUGAAAGAUGGGAAGAGUCCCCUUCAUCUGGUCCAGAUGCCCCCUGUCAUUGUAGAAACUGCUCGCUCUCAUCAGCGCUCAGCCAGUGAGUCCUACACACAAAGCUUCCAGAGCCGCAAACCUUUCUUUUCUUGGUGGUAGCAGUUGCCCUCUUCUUCAUCGAGGAACUUGUGGGAGAGUGCGCCUUGACAGUGGGCAGCCGAUCCUCCAGACCAAGACAGCUGUGCUGCAGCCAGUGGGAGAUGUAUGCUGGAACUCCCAUCAGCCUUGACUUGGAACAUUCCCAGCAGGAGGGGAAGGGGUCUUCAUUAGACUGAUUGCUACUCCCUUCUCCCUGUGGGCUGGACAUACCUCCUCCCCAAUCUGGGCUUGGCAGCAUCUCUGAGCAGGUGCCUGCAUGCAGCACCGUUUGGCUCCUAGGUACUCUCUCCUUAAAUCCUUUGCCUGGGAAUGUCAGAGGCAAGGGGAGUAUCUUUGUCGGAUGGAAGUGCUAUUGCUCUGUGUGCAACUGCCAGCCUUGAUAUCCAUUCCUCCCUUACUGUACCUUCUUGCUUACCCUGCUCAAGAAGGCAGAUGCCUCCUAUCCAGCUAGUCCUGCUCAGCUAUCAUUGGCCCCCUACAGGCCUGCUCCUAGUGCUUUGUGUAUUGGUACUAGGCCACAGCCAGCUGCUAUUGGAGGAAUCCAGGUGGGAGAGGGACAAGGGUUGGACCAGUGUCUCUUGUGACUGCUAAAUGCUGGGGGUGCACAGGACUAUUGAAAGUGAGCCUGUAGAUGAGGCAGCACUUUUGUGCUUUCCUUUUGCCAUACAGUAGAUUUUAAUUUAGUUUUAAAUAAUUCGCUCGAUGUGCAUACUCUCAUGCGCUCCACUCAGUCCUAGAGCAAGUGAGAGGGAGGCUCAGCAAAUCUUUCAUACCCACCUACAGUGGUACCUAGAGUAAUUUUAAUACUAGCUCUCCUCUUUAGAUAAGUGGGAUGGGGGAGGGGUAUGAGAGAAGGAAAGACCAGUUCAUUGCCUGAUGCUGUUCUCUCAAUUCCUGUGGGGUGAGGAAGAGAAAAUACCUUCCUCAGUCUAGGGUUGAGCAUUGACAAUCGUGGGAAAGAUGCUCUUUCUUGUGACUAGCAGGGAGAUAAUCUGAGGUUAAGAUUGCUACCAUCUUGAGACUAUGCUGGGUGUAUAACUAGAUGAUACUACGACCACUGCUUUUCUGAAGGCUACUGUGCUAAAUCCAUGGCAACAGAAACUGCCCCUUGGAAACUGUCUAUAUAAGCAUCCUAGCUUUCUCCUUGGGCACUGCUCACUAAGCUGUGGGCCCAGGCUGCUAGGAGAGGCCUUGUGCCAAGCCAAGCCCAGCUUCCUUCCUCUUCUGAGCAGAGGGGCUGGUACCCUGUAGGUGGGAUCUGCCAUUUUCCUCAUGGUCCUGGCUGGAGUGUAGGCUUCCUGCCGUAUGUGCCAGGCUGAAGCUACUGCACUUUGCACUAGGGGAUACUUUUCAUUCUGUCAGCCUGAACUGAAAUGUAUCAUUCUUAUGCACUGUAGAAAUGUAUGUAAUAUUUAAAUCAAUGCAAGUAUCUUCAUAACAAGUCUGCAGUUGCGGCAGCA